AUGGGUCUGUACGGAGACGGCGAUGGUGGAAGCAUGGCGUCGAGACGGCAUGGAUCAAUCGGAAUUGAUUCAAUCGACAUCGCGAAAAUAUUAGCUGUGUAUUUCAGGGACAACGAGAAUUUGGCCACCGACGAGGAGAAGUUGCUGCUCACGGCGGAGCUUAUCCGCAUCUUCUCCGACUCACCUGGUAGAGACAUAGUUUCUCAGGUAAAUGAAGAAGGCGGGGGUUCCUUCUCUUUGUCGCUUGAUCUCCAACAAUUCAAGAAAAUUGUCGAUAUCCCGAACUUUUUCUUCAAUCUGGAGGAUAAUCCCAAAGGAGUUAUCCCAUGUAUGAGUGCUGCAGUUCACAAGGUUCUUUUAGGUCAGUGGGAGACUAAUGAGUUUGAUAAUGUUAUGAAGAUCAAUAUUCGUCUGCAUAAUUAUCCCGAAUCUUCAAUCUCCCUGAAAAACCUGAAAGCAACAUAUAUUGGAAAGCUUGUAACAGUUCAUGGGACUGUUGUUAAAGUUAGUACUGUGAAGCCCCUUGUCACACAGAUGACAUUUGACUGUGCAAAGUGUAAAAAUAGCAUAACCCAGGAAUUUACUGAUGGAAAGUUUUCACCUCCACAAAAAUGUGGCUCCCAUGGAUGCAAGUCCAGAAUUUUCACUCCAAUCCGGUCCUCCGCGCAGACAAUAGACUUUCAGAAAAUCAGGGUACAGGAAUUGCAAAAGCCUGAAGACCAUGAAGAAGGGCGAGUACCCCGAACUGUAGAAUGUGAGCUGAUGGAAGACCUUGUGGAUACAUGUAUCCCUGGUGAUGUGGUCACUGUUACAGGAAUUAUAGGAGUAAUUAAUAAUUACAUGGAUAUUGGAGGAGGGAAAUCGAAGUCCAAGAAUCAGGGAUUCUACUAUUUGUUUAUAGAGGCAGUUUCAGUUAAAAAUUCCAAGAAACAGUCUGCAUUUGAGAACCCAGAAGAUUCCAGUAUCAAUGUUCAGUCUGCAGAUGUUGGUGACUUAUAUUCAUUUUCACAGAGAGAUCUGGAAUUUAUUGUGAAGUUCAAAGAAGAAUAUGGCUCUGAUACAUUCCGUCGUAUACUUCAUUCAGUUUGCCCAUCUAUUUAUGGACAUGAAAUUGUCAAAGCUGGGAUAACGCUAUCCCUUUUUGGAGGUGUAAGAAAGCAUUCGAUGGAUCGGAACAAAGUUCCCGUCAGAGGAGACAUUCAUGUCAUAAUUGUUGGUGACCCUGGAUUGGGAAAAAGUCAGCUCUUGCAAGCAGCAUCUGCCAUUUCCCCUCGUGGCAUUUAUGUAUGUGGUAAUGCGACGACUAAAGCAGGGCUUACCGUUGCUGUAGUGAAAGAUUCCAUGACAAAUGACUAUGCGUUUGAGGCUGGUGCUAUGGUACUUGCAGAUGGCGGGUUGUGCUGUAUUGACGAGUUCGAUAAAAUGACCACUGAGCAUCAGGCUUUGCUAGAAGCAAUGGAACAACAAUGUGUCUCUGUUGCAAAGGCUGGGCUUGUAGCUAGUCUAUCGGCUCGGACUUCUGUUAUAGCUGCAGCAAAUCCUGUUGGUGGCCACUACAACCGUGCAAAAACUGUAAACGAGAACUUAAAAAUGAGUGCUGCCCUUCUCUCACGGUUUGAUUUAGUAUUCAUAUUACUUGACAAACCUGAUGAGCUACUCGACAAGCAAGUCUCAGAGCAUAUUAUGUCGCUUCAUUCUGGAAGUGGAGAAACAUCAUCUGCAUUAAAGAAAUUAAAGACAGCAUCACGGAAUGCUGGAUAUGCAAAUAUACAUGCGAAAGAAGGUUCUCUACUUUCAAGACUGCGGUUUGACUCUAAGAAAGAUGACGACUUUGCUCCAGUUCCUGGCCAAUUGCUUAGGAAAUAUAUUGCUUAUGCAAGGACUUUUGUCAACCCUAAGAUGUCAAAGGAAGCUGGAGAGAUCAUACAGAAGUUUUACUUGAAACUGAGAGACCAUAACACAUCCGCAGAUUGCACUCCAAUAACAGCAAGACAAUUGGAAAGUUUGGUCAGGCUUGCGCAAGCUAGAGCUCGGGUUGACUUAAGGGAAGAUAUAACAGUCCAGGAUGCUAUGGAUGUGGUUGAAAUAAUGAAAGAAUCUUUGUAUGAUAAGUUCGUAGAUGAACAUGGGGUUGUGGAUUUUGGUCGGAGUGGAGGAAUGAGUCAACAAAAAGAGGCCAAACGUUUCUUAAGUGCUCUUGAUAAGCAAUCAGAGUUGCAGCAGAAAGAUUGUUUCUCUAUUUCUGAGAUGUAUAGUUUAGCUGAUAGGAUCGGGCUACGAGUUCCAGACAUCGAUACUUUCCUAGAGAACCUGAAUAUUGCCGGAUAUUUGCUCAAGAAGGGACCAAAGACUUACCAGGUCCUCUCCUCAUCUUAUUCUCGGAGUCAGUCAUCCAGGUCAAGAUGA
Arabis nemorensis is the source of this 2406-nucleotide messenger RNA. Lineage: Eukaryota; Viridiplantae; Streptophyta; Magnoliopsida; Brassicales; Brassicaceae. The record is from the annotation of a GenBank genome assembly.